GGGAAACCCAAUAGACUGACGAAGAAGAGAAAUGAGCUAAAUCCCUACUGCUCAUCGUUUCACCACAAACCCUACAAACCUUAUCUCAAGAUCAUUUUAGUCAGGAAGGAUGGAGAUAUCUUCAUCUUUGCCACCCAUAAUUAUAAAUUCAGAUCAGGCCAGCCGUCGAGAUUAUGCUAUCACAACUAGAGCCGGGCUUGGGAGGACAGGUAGCCGAAUUGAAUUGUCUUCCAAUCACUUCAAUGUUUCUGUGAGACAGCCGGAUGUAGUGUUUUACCAGUACACUGUUAGUAUCACCACAGAAGACGGCAAAGAUGUCGAGGGGAAAGGAAUAGGCAGAAAGCUUAUUGACCAACUUUACAAGACUUACUCUUCUGAUCUCGAUGGUAAGAGGUUGGCCUAUGAUGGAGAGAAGACUUUGUAUACUGUUGGUCCUCUGCCACAGAAAGACUUUGACUUUCAGGUCAUCUUGGAAGGUUCAUUUUCAAAACGUGACUCUGUUGUCUUCGACGGUGGUAGUCCUUCUGGUACUUGCAAGAGAUCAAAGCGCUCUUUCCUGCCAAGAAGUUACAAGGUUCAAAUACAGUUUUCUACAAAAAUACCGUUUAAGAGUACUCUUGACACUCAGAGAAGAGUUGAUACACCAGAUAAGAACGCUCAUGAUCCACUUAGAGUGCUUGACACUGUACUGAGGCAGCAAGCAGCUGAAAGGGGAUGUCUUUUGGUCAGACAGGCAUUUUUCCAUAACGAUAAGAACUCUGUUGAGGUCGGGGAAGGCGUAGUAGGUAUUCGAGGUUUCCACUCCACCUUCCGUCCUACCCAUGGAGGACUCUCGCUUAACAUUGAUGUGUCAACAACUAUGAUUCUAAAACCGGGUCCUGUUAUUGAAUUCCUGAAAGCCAAUCAGAAUGUUAAGUUACCAAGACAUAUCGACUGGAAUAAGGCCAGGAAAAUGCUUAAAAAUCUGAGGGUAAAGGCAUCACACCGUAACAUGGAAUUCAAAAUUAUAGGUUUAAGUGAGAAGCCGUGCAACCAGCAACUGUUUUCAAUGAAGAUUAAAGAUGGUGAGCGUGCAGGAGAGACUAAAGAGAUUACUGUGUAUGAGUAUUUCAAGCAAACUUACACAGAUCCUACUGAAUCUGCGUACUUCCCAUGCCUUGAUGUUGGCAAGCCAAAUCGCCCCAACUAUCUCCCACUGGAGUUUUGUAGUCUUGUAUCUCUACAACGUUACACAAAAGCAUUGUCAGGGUGGCAAAGAGCUUCACUUGUUGAAAAAUCAAGGCAAAAACCUCUAGAGAGAAUUAAAACGCUCAAUGAUGCAAUGGGCACCUACCGCUAUGAUGAAAACCCGUUCUUGGCUGGAUGUGGCAUCUCUAUUGAAAAACAAAUGACUCUAGUCGAAGGCCGGGUUCUCAAUCCCCCAAUGCUGAAGUUUGGAAAUAAUGAGGAUUUCUUACCUCGCAAUGGACGGUGGAACUUUAACAACAAGAUACUUCUUGAACCAAGAGCUAUUAAGGACUGGGCUGUCGUCAACUUUUCUUUUCCAUGCGACAUUAGUCGCCUUUCUCGUGAGCUCAUAAGCUGCGGCAUGAGGAAAGGCAUUGAAAUUGAUCGGCCUUUUGCACUAGUUGAAGAGGAUUACCAGUAUAGAAAAGCGGGUGCUGUUGAAAGGGUAGAAAAAAUGAUUGCAAAGAUGCAGUCAAAAUUUCCUGUCGAUCCUCCAUUUUUCGUCCUCUGUGUCCUGCCAGAACGGAAGAAUUCAGAUAUCUAUGGUCCCUGGAAGAAAGUAUGUCUCACUGAAGCAGGGAUCAACACGCAAUGUAUCUGCCCUACCAAGAUCAAUGACCAAUAUCUCACCAAUGUACUCCUGAAGAUAAAUUCUAAGCUUGGAGGCAUCAAUUCUCUGUUGGGAAUAGAGUACUCUUGCAACAUUCCAUUGAUAAACAAAAUUCCCACCUUAAUCUUGGGUAUGGAUGUAUCUCAUGGAUCUCCAGGUCGUGCAAGUGUUCCUUCAAUAGCAGCGGUUGUUGGUUCAAAAUGCUGGCCCAAUAUCUCAAGGUAUAGGGCAGCUGUAAGAACCCAGUCUCCAAAACUGGAGAUGAUUGAUUCGCUCUUCCAGCCUGUUGAGGACACUGAGAAAGAAGACAAUGGUAUCAUGAACGAAUUGUUUCUAGAAUUUUACCAGACAAGCAACAAACGAAAGCCGAAGCAGAUUAUCAUUUUCAGGGAUGGAGUAAGUGAAUCACAGUUUAACCAAGUCCUGAACAUUGAGGUGGACCAAAUUAUAAAGGCGUAUCAACGUCUUGGUGAAACCGAUGUGCCAAAAUUCACUGUCAUUGUGGCUCAGAAAAACCACCACACCAAGUUGUUUCAAGCUAGGGGUCAUGAGAAUGUUCCUGCAGGAACCGUCGUUGACACCAAGAUUGUACACCCGACAAACUAUGAUUUCUACAUGUGUGCUCAUGCAGGAAUAAUAGGAACUUCAAGGCCGGCUCAUUAUCAUGUUUUGCUCAAUGAGAUUGGUUUCUCUCCCGAUGACUUGCAGAAUAUCAUCCAUUGUCUCUCCUAUGUCAACCAACGGAGCACGACUGCAACCUCAAUUGUGGCUCCAGUGCGAUACGCUCAUCUCGCAGCUGCUCAAUUUGCGCAAUUCAAUAAGUUUGAAGGUAUAUCGGAGGACGAGAGAGUUCCAGAUCUUCCUCGUCUGGACAAGAAAGUCGCAAGCAACAUGUUCUUCUGCUGAUUAAAUAAAAGUAGUAAUUCUGCUUCCUCCUCUCUCUCUCUCUCUCUCUCUCUCUCUCUCUCUCUCUCUCUCUCUCUCUCUCUCUCUCUCUCUCUCUCUCUCUCUCUCUCUCUCUCUCUUUCUCUCUUUCUCUCUGAACUAUAAUCUCUCUUUAGAGGAAACUUAACGUUCUGGACAAUGGAUGGCAUUCAUCAUCAUCUAGCGUACAGUUUGAAGAAAAGUAUAGAGGAGCCCUGGCGUAGAUUUUUUUGGAAAGAGGCUCGUAGGCUUAUUCUAAAUCUUAGCCCAAGUUUUAAAAAAAAAAAAAAAAAAAAAGUCAGUGUGUUUAGCGUUUUUGUUGAUUGUCAUAAAACCAGCGGUUUACAAGCUUGGGUUUUCGGAUUUUUAGUGUGUUCUUACCA
This is a messenger RNA of Eutrema salsugineum, 3144 nucleotides long. RefSeq names its product protein argonaute 6. Gene Ontology annotation, cellular component: cytoplasm. Gene Ontology annotation, biological process: regulatory ncRNA-mediated post-transcriptional gene silencing. The transcript is spliced from 23 exons. The record is from RefSeq and is a predicted model, not a curated record. Gene Ontology annotation, molecular function: RNA binding; protein binding. Bases 110 to 2743 code for a protein of 877 amino acids. Lineage: Eukaryota; Viridiplantae; Streptophyta; Magnoliopsida; Brassicales; Brassicaceae.